AUCCUUUCUAUAUAUGUCGGUCAUUGCCUCGUCUCUGCUCUUCUUCCUUUCACUUCUCCCUCUGCGAUUGUAAUUGCGAUUCCUUGCAUCGUUUUCUUUCCAACUGCUUUGCCUAUUGUGGUUUACAAUCGAUCCGUCUUCUCAUCGCUAAAUUCUCUCGGAUUUCUGUUUGUUCUCUUUGAGCUUCUUUUCCGUUUUGUUUCGUGGUGUUUGAGGCGUCAGGGUUGAUUUGGAAGUGAAUUUCGGUGCGAGGAGGAGUUCGAAAUUUUAAAUCUACCUGCGAUAUUCUUGAUUUUUGUUUUAUAUAAUCUCAUUCGUCGAAGAUUUUUAUCGGUUUUUCGAUGUCAAACCCUAGAAAAGAGGACUCGAUCGCCAGCAACGCUAAUGGUGAUGCCGAUCGUGAUAACGUUGAAGAAUUCGGGGAGUCGUCACGAGUUGGCGGUGUCUCUUCGAAUGUUGGAGAGGUUUCUGGUGGUCCGCAUGCUUCGACGAGGGAUAUUAACCUUACGGAGCGGCUGACUGAUAUUCUUGUUGACGAAGGAGAUGGCGAUCUGUUGCUUCAGCAGAGCGAUCGGGAAGAUAGGGUUAUACGGUGGCUUCAGGCGCUAGAUAUGCAAGUCAUGGGCGCUUGUCGGGCGGACGAAAGGUUGAAGCCGUUGUUGAAGAUGACUACGUCCAACGACAUAGCGGAAGAUCGCCUUCUUGCUCAAUUGAGUCAGCAUUUCGAGCCGGUUGAAGUUGGCAUUCUAGCGAGGUGUUUCUGUAUACCUCUCGUCUCCAUUCGCGUUGGAAAAAUUGACAAGCAAGGAACACUCCUAUGCCCUACGACCGCUAGGGGAAACUUAAAUCUAAUGGUUCUACCAUCAUCCGACUUUCGACUCUCAUUCAUUGGGGAUAAUGGCCAUGUAGAGAGACUAUUCACUCUGAGUAACAGAUCAUCGAGUGCUGCCAUUACAAUCGAUGAGAUUGCAUCCGAUAGUUCUGGCCGUUCAUUUGUUAUUAAAGCAAAUGAUCAAAAUACCUAUUUUUGGUGCUCAGAGAAAUCAAAGCUUUUGGGAACAGAACUACUUUUGAAGAUGAAAGAUUUACUGCAGAGGAGGCCCUCUAUUGCUGGAUUAACUGGAAUCAGUGAAUCACGUCUUGGUUGCUUUGCAACACGCCUUCGUGCCUAUCUUGUGGAGUCAACUGUUGCUAAUCACCAUCCAGCAAGUUCUGCAGACUCACACUCUUCAGUAGACACCACUAGAGAACUAUCUCAUUCAUCUCAUUUUGGUCAAUCAUCAAAAUCUAUUCGGUCAAGAAAUUAUGGUAGUCCAGCAGUUAAAGCAAAUUCUGCACAUCAGGGUAGUCUUAGCCCCAGGUUGAAUUCCUUUAAAGAAGGCCUUCCUAAGACGCUGCUUUCUCUGAGAGAUGCAGCUAGGGAAAAAUUCAGGAGGCGUGGAGACAACUUGGCUUUAGACAACCAUAUUGCUACUUCAUCGAUUUCCAAUGACGUUAAUUCUGAAACUCAAACUGGUGAUUUAAGUUGCCCAUUAUCUCCAUCGAACUUCCUGAAAUCAUUGGGAAAAUUAGCUGCCCCAACUCCUGCAAAUUCUUCUCAUGCUCCUUGUGUGGUGUCACCUCUCUUUACACCUUACUAUUGCUGGUGUCCUGGAUCAUCAUCAAUUCUGCAGCGAAGGGAAGAACCUUCUCAACUCCCCAUCCCAUCCUUUAGUGCAUCUUCUCUACCUCCAUUUCCUUCGCUGUUCCCAGCUUCUGCACCUUCAAACUUGUCCGUUCCAGUAUCACCCUUAAAUUUAGUUGAUUCUCCGUCACUGGAUUUCCCUGCUCUAUUUCCAGACCCACUCGUCCGUUUGCCUUUGAAAACCUCUCAGCAGAUCCCGACCUUCACACCGCUGUUCUGUGAUCCAAUUGUUCAUGUUCCUGUGAUUGAUGUUUGCUCUUCGGGUCCAGGCUAUCUUGUUAGUGCAGGCCCUACCAUUACAACCUCCAUUCCACCACUGCAUCCUAAACUCGUGAAUCCAAUGCUACCCGCUACUGAUGUGGAAAAGGAUGCUAGGGAGACGCUUCGUCUGCUCAUCAGUGGUUCAAGCCAGGGUAACCCUCAAUUGAUGAACGUACUCCCUGUUGUUCUAACAGACUCAGAAGCAAAUCGAAGUUUAUUUUUAACUGGUAGCCAUGGUCUGUACAGUAAUACUCGAGACAUUGAUGCUAUUGCGAACAGCAUUGCUUCUCUGGGUAUUGCGUCACUUUCAGGGAAAUCCACAAGUGAGCAUGUAGGGAAGAGAUUUAACCUUGAUGGUUUAAAUGGCCACCCAGAUGACAGCAGUGAUUCAGAAAGCUCUUGUUCGGAAGGCGAGGAUGUGUUUUCCCAGUCUCACUUUGAGGAAAGCAAGUUUGGUUGACAGAAAAUUUUCCUACAUACAUUCAUUUCUUCUUUGUAGAUCUUGGUCGCUUCUAUUUCGGUUUGCUAAUGUGUAGAUAUGUUGGUUGUUGAGUUAUAAUUAGCGUAGUGUUCUUCACCAAGAGAGGUUGGUGACUUUUACUGCCUUAUUAGUCUAUGUUCAUGUUAUAUUCCCUUAAAUGCCUUAAGAUUACUUACUGCGUUGGGUUACUCUUUA
Molecule: messenger RNA, 2621 nt
Organism: Cucurbita moschata (crookneck pumpkin)
Lineage: Eukaryota; Viridiplantae; Streptophyta; Magnoliopsida; Cucurbitales; Cucurbitaceae
Exons: 4
Coding region: 342-2405 (687 amino acids)
Source: RefSeq, a predicted model, not a curated record